ACUAUGCUCCAACAGAGUCAUUUAAAAUGAGGGAUUAACUUUUUUCUUUGCCGCUGCUUCUUAUUAAAUUAAACUUGAGUCUGUUCAGUCACGUCUUGUCCUACACUGUAACUCCACUGUAAAUUUUAUUCUAACUCAUUUUUAUCAUUUAUUUCAUUUUACUCUUGUUAAUCCUGUGUAAACGUGUCUUUGAUUUUGUCAUGUGUUUUGGUCAUUAAUGCCUUUUAUGUUUUAUCUAAAUCACUUUUAUGUAAAUCCCCCUCUUGAAAUGUGCCGUACAAAUAGAUUUAAUUAACCUGUGAAUUCGGCAAGUAACAUUCCCUGAAACCUCAUGUUCAAGCUUGCCCUUUGAGCUUUUAUUUUGAUAAUCCUCACUGGAAACACUUGUUUUAUUGUGUUUACUUUGACUGUCUUUAAAGGCUUUAAGCUUUAUGUAAGUGAAAGGCUUUAAAAACACACAGGACAGCUCUGCUAAACUGAGACCUAGCAAACAAACAAACAAACAGACAGCAGACGGUUUGUUAUUGGUAGUUGGUUCGUUUUAUCACGUUAAUUUUCCUCGAUGAGACACACUGCCAUGGAGACGGAGGAGAGACAGACCCAGGACAUUUAGUACUUUCACACAGCGGCUGGACAUUUAUCAGCGUCACAUCUCAUUAAAGACGUAAAUUAGUCCACAAACUGUGUUUCUGUAUUUCAGUUUUAUUUAAACAAUCAUGGCUGCUGCGUUGUUCAGAGGAGGAACAGGACCAUGUGUAAGAUGUAUCCACAGGGAGUUGUGUAGAGUCGUCUGGAGGUCGCAGGCUGCGAUGUUCAGCUCCAAACCGUCAGACCGAAAACCACCACGAAUAACACACAUCAAGAAAGCCAAAGCCCAGCCUGCAGUAGAUGUUGCUAAACUCCUGGAGCAACUCUUCUCCCAAACGAGGCCAGACACAGCGCCCCCUGCUGCAGGUAAAGCGCCACCUGCCAAAGCCUCUUCCAUGUCGACCAAACCUCCUACUACCUCCUCAGUGAAGAUCUCCACCUCAAAGGUUCCUCGUUUGUCAAAGGCUGAGUCAGAAAUUUCUGUCUUUCCUGCUGCUUCUGUUGUUUCCAAGAAGACAACGUCUACUUUUAACACUUCGCCUCUUUCACCUCAACCAAAAUCAGCAUCUUCCAAAAACCCAGAGACUUCAUUUUCCUCAGAAAUGCCUCAGCAGUCUCCUCUUGGUUUUAUUCAAGAGUUUGCUGCAGAUGGUGUUUCCAGUGUGACUGCUGGUACAGCCUCAGCGUCUCCUCCAACCAGUACAACACCUGCACCAUCAGGAUCAGAGGCAGCUAUAGUAGAUUCCCAAACUUCAGCGGAAACAAGAGAAACCAAAGUAGAAGCUGCUACAGAGGCAGAUGAACUCUCAGCUGCUCCUGUUCUGCCUUUAUCAGCCCACAUGGUAGAGACGAAUGCAGAGAAAUCAUCUGUUCCAUCUGCUACAGAACCAUCAGCAGACUCAAGCAUCACUCCUCUUGAAACAUUGAAUGAUAUAGCUGCUGUUCUCGAAGAAACAGUAAAGCCUACAAUAGAAGCUGAAGCAGAUAAGGAAGGACACAGUAUGACAGUAGAACCCUUAAUAGAAACUGCAGUAGACCCUUCAGUAGAGGCCAGCCCUCCUCCUAUGGAAACACUUGAAACUAGGGCUUCUGUUCCUGAAGGUGCAGUAGAAUCUACAGUAGAAGCUGAAGUAGAUACAGCCGCUCAAACCAACAGCACAGACUCAGGAGUGAUCAACAUCUCGCACGCUGCAACAGUAGAACCCUUAUUAGAAAGUACAGUCGAACCAUCAGUAGAGGCCAUCACCUCUACUCAAGCUGCUGUUGUUGAAAGUAUAAAAGAACCUACAAUAGAAACUGAAGGUGGUGACAACCUGUCACACUCUGCCUUAAUCCAAAAUGCACAUGAAUCUGCAGUCUUACCUUUGAGAAAUGAAGUAGAAUCUACAGUGGAAUCAUCCUCAGAAAACGUCGCUGUGGGAGACGAAGUGAACGAGUCUGAACAAAUGACUUUAGAGUCUGUGACGCUACAUCUAGUUAAGGAUUCAGUGGAGUCUUUGAAAACUGAUGAGCUCCUCCAAACCAAAUUUAUUCUUGAUGAAAAAGCAGAAGAACGACUGCAGGAGUUGUUGGUGAGGUCAGGAGUCACGGCCGAACACAGAGCUGCAGCUGAAGCUGAGAAGUCAAGUGAAGAUGAGGGUGAAAUUAUAACUAAAGUUCUGUCAAAAUGGGACUCUCUGUCUGAAGAUCUGAAAGAGUUAGAAGGAGAAACUGGUGCGUUGGUGAAAGAUCUUCUCUGUCGUGUUCCUGCAGCACUUUCCAAAACUCCAGGAACAGACACAACAGAGGCUGAAGUUUUAGCUCUAGAUUUUAUUUCUGAAGCAACCGAUGCUAUAGAAGCUGAGACAUUCGUUAUGUUAGAGGCCAUGUUUGGCUCUGAGCAAGGACCGAGGCAGCCACCUGACGCUCCGCUGCUGAAACUGGAACGACAGAAUGAAACGACCAAUCAGGAAGCAGAAAAAGAGCCUGGAGAGCAGGAAGGACGUGUCUUGGAGGCCAUGUCUAUGGAGUCUGUGACACUGGCUGAAGUUGAGGCUUCUUUGGGAACUCUGGAGGACAUGUCUCUGAGUGACACCGCUGCUUAUCUGGAGAAUGAAGCUGAAAUUUUUGCUGGAGAGAGAUGGAUGGAGGUAGAGGAGGAAACUGUGUCUGAAGAGAUGAUUGAGGUUCUGAAUGUUGAGUCUCUGUCUCUGCCUGAAGCUGAUGGUCUGUCUGAAGAUCUGCAGACAGAUGCACUGAUGGAGGAGCUGCUCUUUAUCGUCCCUGGGCAUGUAGCAGGCGGAAAAGAAGCUCGCGUCGGUCAGGAGGUUCUAGGAGCAGAUAUUUUGGAUGCAACAGUUGCCACAGGGUCGGAAACAGAUGCCACAGAAGCUCCGAAGGAGGUGCUGCUGGGACGGGAGACGGUGGAGAAGGGAGCACAGACUGAAGCCUUGGGGAAUGAAAAAGGUGUAGGGACACACACAGAUCUGGAUCCCGUUCAGAGACUCUUCCUGGAGAAGAUCAGAGAAUACAACAACAUGCGCAGGUUGAGUGGAGGACAAGUGGGGGCGGAGCCAGAUUAUGAGAGGUACCUGUCAGAGGAGACAGCCAAGCUCCAGAGACUUUAUGGAGGAGGAGACCUGAGCAGCUUCCCCGAGUUCACCUUCACCGGUGAGAGAGACAGUGAGGCAAGAGAAAGGUUCGGCCACAGAGUCCCUAUUACUCCGUACAUAACUGUUCAUAUACCAGUGACAGGUCCUGGAUCUAAAUAUCUUUCAUUUGCUCCAUAGAUUUUCCAGAAAAUUCCUCCAUCAUGUGCUUAAAGCCUUCCAAGAUUCUUCACUGCAUUAGAAUAAAAUGCCCCUUCCUUCCAGUCCAACAGAUACACAUACAUAUACAUAUACAUAUACAUAUACAUAAGAGAAUAAUCUAAAAAAAAUAAAUAUAUAAUAAAGAAAUAGAAAGUGGAGCAUACAGUAUCUAUGCUGACAAGUUAGUUGUCAUUAGUCUCAUUUAUCAUCAUAUGUUAAAAAUAGUGCCCAUGCGAUGAUGAGAUUUUUUUGUUAUUAUCAUUAUUAUUAUUGACUUAUAAGUCAGACCAGUAAGUAACAAGUAAUUGCACUGCAGAAAUGCCAAUGACAUGUUUUAGAAAUGUAUAAAUGGUGUUGACAGUACAUAGUUUGUCCACCAGAGAGCACUGACAAGUUUCUUUUUCAACUGUAAAACUGUAAAUAUAUGUCACAUUUUUUUAAAUAACAAGAUUAUAGGGAAUUCUUACCAACAGUGUAUGUUUAUGUUAUGUGUUUAUGUUAAAAAAGGAUUAUCAGAAGAUAUAUUGUUAUAUGACUUUGAAAACUCUCAAAUAUUGAUUGGUAUUGGCCUCAAAAAUCCAUUAUUGAUCUUGUUCUAAUAACAGACCGAGGAUGUCUGCCCACAAGAAGCACAUUAUGUCUGAUGGAGCUAAUCAAUAAAUGACUUUGGAGUGGUUAAAAUCUCGAUGGUAACAUAACAAAUGAUCUGAUUAGUGCACAGUGUCACUUUUUCAGUAGGGAUGUGAGAAAAAAAUGGCAUCACAUUGACAUAAGGCUUCGUCAGUCUUGUUUGGGUAAUACAUUAUGGCUGAUAAUCCAAUUCCCUAUGGAGAUUAUGAAUUGUAUUUUUACCUCUGGAACAUGAUGUUUCAGCUCUACAGCACUGCAGCUGAUUAACAGGCAUUUUCACUGCACAGACUCAUUAAAGUAUGUACAGUGUCAAACUAAAAUAAAAUAAAGUGCUGUAUCUUACUUCUGUUUUCUUUCUAGAGCCCAAAAUGGACCAGGACUCCAAAUGAUCCGUGAAUUCUAGCUCCUACUCUUUAUGCUCUUCAUCAGUCUCUUCUCGUCCCUUUUGUCCUCUCAAUUUUUGACUUCCUCCUUUACCUCCUCAUUUCAUAUUUACUCCAUGGGAUAACUGAGAGAAUGAAAGAGGACGACCCACAAAGGUGUGUUUGGUUGACCUGUUGGUAAAAUAAGGGAAAACGUAUUCCUGGCUGUUUGUU
Toxotes jaculatrix (banded archerfish) is the source of this 4603-nucleotide messenger RNA. RefSeq lists its product as uncharacterized. The record is from RefSeq and is a predicted model, not a curated record. The transcript has 7 exons. The coding region runs from base 717 to 3356 and encodes 879 amino acids. Gene Ontology annotation, biological process: proton motive force-driven ATP synthesis. NCBI's taxonomy places the organism in Eukaryota, Metazoa, Chordata, Actinopteri, Toxotidae. Gene Ontology annotation, molecular function: proton transmembrane transporter activity.